Molecule: messenger RNA, 3138 nt
Organism: Aspergillus steynii IBT 23096
Lineage: Eukaryota; Fungi; Ascomycota; Eurotiomycetes; Eurotiales; Aspergillaceae
Exons: 3
Coding region: 44-2956 (970 amino acids)
Biological process (GO): positive regulation of TORC1 signaling
Cellular component (GO): cytoplasm
Molecular function (GO): protein binding
Source: RefSeq, a predicted model, not a curated record
AUUAAAACGAAAGCAGUCAAAUCCACCCACAAAAAAAAAAGAUAUGGAGACGGCCAUUCGCUGGUCUCCAUCCUCGACCACCGCGGAGCAACGCUUUCUCUCCGUCGACGUGACGGGGAAGGCCUUCCGACUGUGCAGGGUAACCUCGUUCGACGGGCAAACACUCGAUCAUGAGGUGCUGUCGACGCACACCAAAGUGCCCGCAUUUCGCGCCUUCGAUUGGUCGCCCGUCGACGAGUCGCUCGUGGCGGUGGGCCAGUCCUCCGGCGACGCGACCAUCCUGCGCAUGAACAGCGAGUCCCAGGAGUCGUUUUCCUUCCCCAUUCGCCACCAGCGAUACUGCAAUGCCGUCGCCUUCAGCACGCAUGGUUUGCUGGCCGCCGGCCUGGACCGCGUGCGGAAUGACUUCUGCCUGAACAUCUGGGACGUGAGCCAGCGUCUGACCAUGAAGGGCGCGAAGGGCUAUGUCGAGCCGUUGCGGAAACUCGCCAGCUCCGAGCCUAUCACCAGCGUGAAGUUCUUCCGGGAUCAACCCGAUACCUUGGUCACCGGGGUCAAGGGGCAGUAUGUGCGCAUCUACGACCUGCGCGAGGGGCCCGGGAAUCCGUCGCUGCAGUUCCCCACCCGCUGUGUGCAUAAUCUAGCCAUCGACUGGCUGGAUGAGAAUUAUAUCGCGUCGUGCUUGACCUCGAAUGAUCCGACUGUCUGUAUCUGGGACCGUCGCGUGGGGUCGCGAUACACGACGCCGGGCGUGGGACCUGCGAAUACCGUCGAGACGGGCCAGCCUGGACCGGCGCUGGAGUUCUCGAAUGUGAUUGCGCCGAAGUCGUCGAUAUGGAGUCUUCGGUUUUCGAGGACGAAGAGAGGGUGCUUGGGUGUUCUGGCGAAUACGGGUCACUUUAAGACCUACGAUAUCGCGAAGGAAUAUCUGUCCGAGGAAUACCGGUCGUCGAUGGAUGAGACUCUCGGCCAGGAGUCUUUGAAGAACUACCCCGAGCAGAUCUAUACGAAACACGUUCGCGACGUACAUAGUCCAUUCAACCAUUCUUCGCGUGGCUAUGCGGAGUUUCAAAGAGUCGUAUCUUUCGACUUCCUCAACAUGAGUGUCUCAAACGAGCCCAGUGCCAUCACGUUAUCGGGUAACGGCCAGAUUAACAUCGCGACGGCGAAACCGCCUCCGCCCCCGGUCCGCCUAUCUUCACGGGGCUCGCUGAUAUGUGGAAGCUCCGACGACGAAUCCGAUUUCAAGGUCAUAAGUCCUCUUUCUAGCCCGGGAUCAAGCAUCGCGGAGGUGGUUGGAAGCCUUCAGGAACGCAUCUUGCCCGACCCAAACAACGCCGGAGAUGUGCCUCGCGAGAGUCGCCUCGUAGCGCCGGAAAAGAAUUCCACGAAACCACUAUCAAGUCGGGAAGCUCGCGAGCGUGCCGUAUCCCUGGGGACUUCGGGCGAGCCGCUGACCGCUGAAGAGGCGCUAACUUUGCUCACGGUGAACCGCAUGCGGUGCAUGGAAGGGUAUUUGUUUGAUGAAUCGCGCAAUAAGGGAAUAGUAGCGGAUGAUCCCUGCCUUCCGGGCUUCUGGGAUUGGAUUCAACGGGCACGUUCCGAUUCCUCUAAUGAUUCGAUGAUUAUCAACGACUUGGACUUGAGUUAUAUUGGUGUAUGGAAUGUAUGGAAUAAUGACCUCGGUGAAAGUCUUGAUAAUCGAAGAGUCGGUCCCGAUAGCAGCUCCGACGUGAGCGAGGCUGUUGUGGAUAUGGUGCGAGAAACACUACGCCUUCCGGAGGCGAAAGGCUGCGAGACGAAUUACGCAGAGCAUCGCCGACUUUGCCUGCGACUCUGCGGUGCCACGCAAUCUCACCGUGAACUGGAGGACACAGUGAUGGCAUUAGCAGCUGAGAACCAGCAUACCAAAGCAGCUGCACUGGCGGUUUUUCAAGAUGAAGCCAAGCUGGCUUAUCUGGCGCUGCGCAGUCAUUCCCCUACCCAAGCCCAUAAACUCCUUGCCAUGGCCAUCGCGGGCGCUGCCAAAGGUGAUACCGACUCGGACUGGGAAGACACUUGCGUCGAGAUUGCCAAAGAACUCACAGACCCCUAUGCGCGGGCUAUCCUAGCGCUUGUGAGCAAGGGAGACUGGAAGUCAGUCAUCCAAGAGACUACGCUGCCUCUGAAGUAUCGCAUCGAGGUGGCCCUACGAUGGCUACCCGACGACGAACUCACGCCUUACCUAAACGAAACGACCGAAGAAGCCAUUCGGCAAGGUGACAUUGAAGGCAUCGUUCUCACUGGUCUCGGCCAUUCCGCCAUGGACCUCUUCCAAUCAUACAUCAAUAAGUUCAGCGACGUCCAAACCCCCGUCCUGGCCAUGAGCCACAGCGUCCCACGCUUCAUCAACAACCACCCAAACCGAGCCCGCUUCGAAACCUGGCGCGAAGCCUACCGCUGGCAAAUCAACUCCUGGAAAUUGCAACUCGAACGCGCCCGGUUCGACGUCGGAUCCCGCAAAUUUGCCGUCACCUGGGACGGUCAGAAACUAAUCGAGCCGCCCCGACAGCAAGUCAGCCUCACCUGCAACUACUGCACACGGCCCCUCACGCAGCACGACGCCUCCUCCCAACUUUCCCCCUCGGCCACGGGCGAAGUCGUCCAUCCCACUCCCGGAAACCCUCUCGGUACAGCCGCCAUGUCCGGCAUGAUCUGUCCCCGCUGCGGUCGACAUAUGCCUCGCUGCGGCGUCUGCACGCUGUGGCUGGGAUCUCCCGAUCCAAUGUCCAAGGCCGCCCUUGCAGCUGAUGCCGGACAGGAGCCACGCCGACCCAGUGAGACAGAACUGAUGCGUCGGUUCAUCGUGUUCUGCAUCAAUUGCAAUCACGGGUUCCAUGCGCAUCAUGCGAGAGAGUGGUUUGCAAAGCAUAGAGUUUGUCCUGUUGCGGAGUGCAAUUGUAUUUGUGAUCGGUAGCGAUUGUGGGAAUGGGCUUGGGCUAUAGAUUUUUCGUUUCUUGAUUCUAUAUUUACUGCUCUGACUUCGUUUAUCCUUCUUAUUUUUUCUUUUUAUAGUGAUGUGUUGGCAUGUCUUGUUCGGCUUUUUGAUGUAGCGAGUGGGUGGGUUCUGGUUUUUCUUUUGAUAUACCCAGUUUUAGC